CUCUCCGCCGUACAUUGGGGGUAAUUGAGUUCUCCAAGGUGGGGGGCAAGAGCCCCCCAGCUGUUCUCCCCCUCCCCUCUCUGUGCCCCACAAGAGCCCGUCCCGUCUCAGAAGGCGGGACCUCACCCGCCUGGGCUGCUGUGUCAUUUUUAGCGUCUCUACCCCCCCCACCACACUCCUUCUUUCCGUCUGUCUCUCGGAGCCACCAGCAAGUUGGGGCCAUCCCGCGGCCGGGUAGAUCUGGGGGAGCUCGCUGCGCUUGAAACCGCCCCCCUCGAAAUUCGCCACUGGUCCACCUGGCACUGCAUGGGGGCCUCCCCCCAAAAAUUUUUUUUGCCCAGCUGUAGCCUCCGGGACGCCUGGGUUCUUUUGAAGCCUUUGCGAGGUCAGGAGCUCUUGUGCCCGGGAUGGAUUUUGCCACCCUGGGGGGGCAGGAGAUGACCCCCCAUUUCCUGGAGCCCCCCGUCCUGCCGCCGGCCGAUGAAUCUGCAGUCUUCUUCCACGGAGCCGAGGGCGGGGACCCCGGCGCGCUCGCUACCUACUUCUCCCGGACACCGGAGUCCUACCGCAAUCCGACAGCGCGCCCGGUGUACCCUCUCCUCAACGGGCUGCAGUGGGUGGAUGGGCACCCCUACGCCACGGCCGGCUGGACCCCCGUCUCCUACGGCAAGCCCCAGGCCGGGGUCCCUCUCUACCCGGCUCCCCCCUCCUCCUCUUCCUACAGCCCCCCCUCACCCAAGGAGCAGCCCCCCGAGGACAAGGGCAGCCCCAAGUUCCUGGAGAUGCUGAAGACGGAGCCAAUGAGCCCCCCCACUGCCGAGCUGCUGACGUUGGGGUCCCCCGCCGGGGCCCCCUACACCGGGACCCCGGAGCUCGGGUUCUACCAGCCCAGCGGGAGCCCCCUGAUGGCUGGGUACUCCCCCAAACUCAGGGGGCCGCUGCAGCUGUCCCCGUGCGAGGCGCGGGAGUGUGUGAACUGUGGGGCCACGGCCACGCCCCUGUGGCGCCGGGACGGCACCGGGCACUACCUGUGUAACGCCUGCGGGCUGUACCACAAGAUGAAUGGGCAGAACCGGCCCCUCAUCCGGCCCAAGAAACGCUUGAUCGUCAGCAAACGAGCGGGCACCCAGUGCAGCAACUGCCAGACGAGCACCACCACCCUGUGGCGACGCAAUGCCGGCGGGGAGCCCGUCUGCAACGCCUGCGGCCUCUACUACAAACUGCACAACGUGAGCCGGACGCCGGGGUUCUCUGCCCAGCUCUGGGAGAGGAGUGGGGUCUAGUGGUUAGAGCAGGG
This is a messenger RNA of Chelonia mydas (Green sea turtle), 1297 nucleotides long. It is a transcript of the gene GATA1, whose product is annotated as GATA binding protein 1. Bases 408 to 1283 code for a protein of 291 amino acids. The transcript has 8 exons. Gene Ontology annotation, biological process: cell fate commitment; negative regulation of transcription by RNA polymerase II; positive regulation of transcription by RNA polymerase II. Lineage: Eukaryota; Metazoa; Chordata; Testudines; Cheloniidae. Gene Ontology annotation, molecular function: zinc ion binding; RNA polymerase II cis-regulatory region sequence-specific DNA binding; DNA-binding transcription factor activity, RNA polymerase II-specific. The record is from RefSeq and is a predicted model, not a curated record.